Molecule: messenger RNA, 1156 nt
Organism: Lasiosphaeria miniovina
Lineage: Eukaryota; Fungi; Ascomycota; Sordariomycetes; Sordariales; Lasiosphaeriaceae
Product: mitochondrial large subunit ribosomal protein-domain-containing protein
Exons: 2
Coding region: 167-706 (179 amino acids)
Biological process (GO): translation
Cellular component (GO): ribosome; mitochondrial large ribosomal subunit
Molecular function (GO): structural constituent of ribosome
Source: RefSeq, a predicted model, not a curated record
GUUCUGCCGACAGCCGAAUUUUUUCUAAUCGACGUUUGGGCUUGAUAGGUGCUGUAGGACAGUGAGCUUGCCGGUCCACGUUCGAUGUCCAACUGUUGCGCCGCGAAUUGCCUUGCGCGUCAAAGAUAAUUCCCGACCCGCGGCCUGUCGCCCACCUGCAGGAGCCAUGCUGCGUCCGACUACCCUCCAGCGGGCGGCUACCCCCGCUCGGCGUCUCGUCGCCCUGCCGCUAUUGACGACAGCCUCUACCACUAGAUGUCUCACAACAUUCCGCGCUCCCACAAUAAAGACCCCCCCGAGGCUUUCUCCAGCGAUGAAGACAAAGGCACAGUCGAUGUGGGCAAUGGCCGAGCCCGCGGACCCGGCGGUCCUGGCAGCACAGCACGCCCUCGCAAAGAGGCUGAAAGAGGAGGCGCUAGCAAACUCUGUUGCCCCCGUCGCCGAAAUCGAGAAGCCGCCGUACAGGGUGUUCAGGACGGCGUCGGGCAACCUGCAGGUAUACCAGGAGAGAAAGAACCGUCUCAACACCUUCGUGACGGAGAUUAGGAAAGUUGGCGGGGACCCGAUGGCCUUGAAGACGGACCUGAUAGAGCUCUUGAAGCUCGAACCCAAGCGCGUCACAUACAAGAACGUGUCGGGGAAAGUUGUCGUCUGGGGGGCCCACAAAGAGGUGAUAUGCAAGUUCCUCGAGUCCAAAGGGUGUUGAAUUGCAAAACCUAUAAGCAUUUCACAUAUCCAACGAAUCACCUAGAGAUGAGAAAUGGCAAUAUAAGAGUGAGGACGACGACAAACGACAGCGCCACCAUUAUCUGUAUUCCAACGUGAGGGGAAUGGGGCAUUGGCUUCCCUGAACAUGAGGCGGUUCGUGUCUGUUCGUGUACGAUGCAAUAUUACGCCUUACUGUAGCAGUUUUGCCUCCAUUAAACUAAGCCCGGGCAACGACGCCACAUCUUAGGUCUUAUAUGUAAAGUAGAGAAAGAGAUGGCGUGAACUUCAGAGCCAAGUUCAGAGCCAAAAUGUAUUAUAUGCCCACUAGCAACUUUGCAAGUUGCAAACUCUCUAAUGCACGCAUAUGCUGUCCUAUACGCAAGCACGAAACAGAAUUGACCUUCCACUGUGGUCGUAACUAAACCAUCAUGGCGGUCAUCACUGCGGU